Sphaerodactylus townsendi is the source of this 12415-nucleotide messenger RNA. It is a transcript of the gene CENPF, whose product is annotated as centromere protein F. Lineage: Eukaryota; Metazoa; Chordata; Lepidosauria; Squamata; Sphaerodactylidae. Gene Ontology annotation, cellular component: chromosome, centromeric region; spindle pole; nucleus. Gene Ontology annotation, biological process: regulation of G2/M transition of mitotic cell cycle; mitotic cell cycle; metaphase chromosome alignment. The transcript is spliced from 17 exons. Bases 178 to 7998 code for a protein of 2606 amino acids. Gene Ontology annotation, molecular function: microtubule binding; transcription factor binding; protein homodimerization activity. The record is from RefSeq and is a predicted model, not a curated record.
GGUGGUGGCAGGUUUGAAUUUCCUAAAGAAAAGUUGAAAAAAGAUCUUGGUGGGGGUCGCCUGGGAAUAAAGGCGGGAGAGUUUGGAGAAAGCGAGUCCCCCGGAGAGCGGUAUGUGAAGAGGACCUCUGCCUUGCAGCCCUAGUGACUGUAGAUACUGGGGAAACUUGACUGAGAAAUGAGCUGGGCGGUGGAAGAAUGGAAAGAAGGCCUCUCCACGAGGGUCCUGCACAAGAUUCAAGAACUUGAAAGUCAACUUGAGAAGCUCAGAAAGGAGCGACAGCAAAGACAGUUUCAGCUUGACUCUUUGGAGGCAGCUUUGGAAAAACAGAAGCAGAAGGUGGAAAAUGAAAAAACUGAAGGGUCAACACUGAAAAGAGAAAACCAGAGCCUGAUUGAGCUAUGUGGCAAUCUUGAAAAAACCAGGCAGAAGCUUUCUCAUGAACUUCAGGUGAAAGAGUCUCAAGUGAGCUUUCAAGAAGGGCAGCUCAUGGCAAGCAAGAAACAGGCUGAAAGGCUAGAGCAGGAACUGAAAAGAUACAAAUCAGAACUAGAAAGAAGUCAACAAACCCUUGUUGCAGGGGAUUCAUCUGUCAGUAUCACUCCACAGAAGAACUUUACUGUUCCUUCUACUCCAUGUCACAGUGAUGCUAAGUUUGAAGAACUGCAAGCAAAAUAUGAGAAAGAAGUUGAGGAAAAGAAAAAACUGGAGGCAGAACUGAAGAGUGUGAAGUCUCAUAAAACAAAUCCCUUGCUUCCCCAAAGCACCAUGAGUCGCAGAGAAAUUGCUCGGCAACAAGCUUCCUCAUCUGUGUUCUCCUGGCAACAAGAGCAAAUGCCAAGCCGCCCUCCAUCCAAUAGUCAAGAAACUCCCAUAAGCAGUGGGUUGCAUUUUCCUUGGGACCUUGGGUCAACUCCUAGUCACCAGGAUCAAAAAUCAGCAAAGGAAGUAUUUGCCAACAGCAUCUUGGACAACAGCAAGGAUUCAGCACUCACUGAUGAGAUGAAGACACAGAACCAAGAGCUAAGAUCCCGAGUUCAAGAACUGGAGCAUAAUCUGCAGAUUCAAAUGAGUGAUAUGAAAUUCCAUGUAACUAAACUUCAAGAAACUCAACUGCAAGUAGAAAAUUUGAAAAGGGAAUUGACAGAAAAAGGCCAAGCUCUGCACAAGAGUAACAAUGAAAUAACUAGAAUUACAGCACAACUUCACCAAACUACUGCUCAGUUCACUGCAGCCGAGGAAAAGAUAAAGAGGCUCUCAGAGGAGCUGAAGUGCCAGCAACAAAAUUCUGAAAGUGUCCGGUGCUCUUCCGAACAGAAAAUAAAAGAAAAGGAAAAAGAAUAUCAAGAGGAACUGUCUUGCCAGCUGGAUCAAGUGAGAACUAAGCUACAAGAAGAACUUCAUCAAGCUAAGAACGAUUACUGUCUUCUUCAAGUGGACCUUGAGAAAAUACGAUUGGAGAAAGGGCAACUAGAAAAAAAAGCCAGUGACUUUACCCUGAAAUUGAACAUGGUGAACCAGACAAUGGAAACAAUGCAGUUGAAGGAAAAUGAACUGAAAAGAACCUUGGAGGAAGUAAAGAAGCAAAAUGGCCUCCUUAGCUGUCAAUCUGGUCAACAGUCACAAGAAAUUUGCCAGCUGAAAAAAGACCUUUGUAUGGCCAAACAGCUUCUGCAGCAGAGUCAAGGUCUUGCUGAAGAAAUGAAAAGUACAAAUUGGUCUCUUGACAGAGAGUUGAGCAUUCUUAAAGACAGAGUGGACAGGCAAGAGGAGUCUGCAGAGAAGAUGCAGCUUGUUAUUUGUGACCUGGAAAAACAACGAGAUUCUCUCCAACAGCUUCUGCAACAUAAAGAAAAUACGAUUGAAAAACUCAGCAUAAAACUGGAGGAGCUAGAAAGUUUGCAAAACAUUCUUGCUGACUGUGAAAGUUUUAAAAAAGAGAUUGAGAUUCUUUCCCAGAGGAAAACACAAAAUGAACAACUCCUAGGUCAGUUUCGUUCAGAAAAGGAAGGGCUGAUGAGCAAAGUUUACAGCUUAGAAAAUGCUUUAAUGAUGGAACAGAUGAAAAGUAAUGACAGAGUAACUGCUGUAGAAACUGAAAAUGAACACCUUCGCAUGGAGAUUAGAAACCUCAGAUGUGUGGUUGAAGAAAAAAGUACUGAGCUAGAGGCACAAAGAAUAGCUUAUGGUGAGCUUCAACAAAAGACAGUCACUUCUGAAGAAAAAUACCAGAAAGAGAGAGAAAACAGUUCCCUGAAACUAGAUGAGUUAACCAAACAGGUGACUGUCCUACAACAAAUGCUACAAUCAGCUUCAAAUGAAACGUUAGAAAAGAAAAUGUAUAUUGCCUCACUUGAAACUUCAUUGGCUUCCCACAUGGAGUUAAGUGCUUCCUUUCAAAAACAAGUUGAUGAAUUAAUACAAGUCAGAGAUGCAAUGGAAAGAAAACUGGCUGAAGCAGAACUGAAGCAGAAAGGUUUUGUGAAGGAAUCUGAAGAGCAUAUCAAUAUGUUGCAAGUGGCUCUUUCUGAAAAAGAGGGCUGGGUCAACACAAAUUUAGUGGCUCUUGAAGAAAAAGACAGUCAGUUGCAACGUUUGAUCAAAGAGUCUAAAAAACAAGAAAUAGAGAUUCAAGAUUUAAAGAUGAGCAAUGAGAUGCUCAAGGGUUCAGUGCAGCAUCUAAAGGCUAUUCCUCAAAUAGCAAGAUACCAGAAACCAGAUUUAUCUGCUGCACCAUCUUUAAGUGAAAAAGAAACUGAAGGUCUUAAAGACGAAAACAUACUCCUUCGGAGUGCUAGUGAUACUUCAGAACAAAAACAUGUACACCUAAUGCAAUCAAGACUAUAUUUUUCCAAUGAUUUGAAGGACCAAGAGGAAAACCUCUCAGAGCUGUCAGAAAGAUGUAGACAGAAGAGCAUAUUAUUCGUACAAGCCAAAGAAGCAUUGGAAAGGAAAUGCACAUUGCUGGAAGCAAACAACAGUAACUUAAAAUGCUCUUUAAGGGCACAAGCUUGUCCCUUUGAAGUAGAAAAGGCUGAAUUUGAAUACCGAGAGAAACAGCUCAUGAAUGAACAUGAGAAAUUUCAAUGUCAGCUCUUGUCCUUGGAGGAAAAAAACAACAUUUUGCUGAGGCAACUUGAAAAAAUACAGGUGGUUCUUGAAGAAGCUGAGGUUGUUCCUGUCCAGAAUUGUCUGUCAUCUGAGCUUAACAGCUUAGAACCAAAAAUGUCAAAACAAAAUGCAAUGCAACUGCAUUAUGAUACCUUGCUGUGGGAAAAUAAGCAAUUGAUUGAAGAGAUGAAUGUACGGAACCAACAUGCAAAAGGUGGCCCUUUAAAUAAAGCUUCAUUGGAACAUCUGAGAACAUCUGUGAAAGAAAAAGAGGAUGAACUUGAUAAAUAUAAAGUGAGGCUUGAGCUACUUCAGAUGGACCUUGAAGAUAAAGAAGUCUCUGUAGAAAAGUAUGCUGAUCAGAUAAUGCAGUUGGAGAUUGCAUUGAGAACAAUGGAAACAAAAAUUGAGGACAGUGAAAGGGAAAAAGAGGGGCUGAAGCAAGAAAUCCAAGCUCUGAAAGAGUUGGAAAUUUUCACUUUAGAGAUUGCCGAGAGGGAGGUGGAUGGCCAAUCACCCGCUGUUUUCAAUGCCGUUACCAAGGACAACUUUAACCAGCAGAUAGAUGCCAAGUGUUCAUCAGUACCUCCUGAUACGAUACCCAGCCAAAAUGAUUAUGUCCAAUUAGUAUCCUCCCUUCACAUGACAAUGAGCAAGCUAAAUGAGUUGGAGAAAAUGUGCGAACACCUGCAAAUUGAAAAGUCAGCAUUAGCAUCACAGCUGAAAGACUCACAAUUGGAAUGCGUCACAGGCACAGAGACUAUGGCUGAAGAACCUGGGAACAAAAUUUAUGUGGUGAAAGAAGAGCAUACUGCCUUCUCUGAUGGGUUGGAUCUGAGUGAAAUGAAGGGACAUGAGUAUGAGAAAAUGACCUUUAUGGGGUUGGAAAGUGGCACCGAACUCAACUAUGAAGAUUUAAAAUUAACUAAUGAAGAAAUUAAAGCACACUUUGUUGGAGUAAAGGAAAAAAUCUUCUCACUGAAAAAUCAUUAUGAAUGUUUGCAUGAGCAGACUAUGAGCAUGACUUCCAAACUAUCAGAGUUGCAGUGUGAUAUUGAAACGCUCCAGGAGGAAAAGACUGCACUGUCAACAAGUCUCAAUCAAGCCGAUGCCAUUUCAUUCAUAACGCAGAUGACUCCUAGCCAUACUGAUCAAGAGUUUCUACUAAAUGGAACCCUUUGUCUGUGUCCUUCAUGUCAUAGUAGCCCAGCAAGUCUCACAGAAUCUAAUUUGGACACUGAUCAUUAUAGACCUCCAAAUGAAAUAACCGAGUGUGACAGCAUCAACGAACAAAGUGAACUAGAAAGUACUUGUGACCUGCAGUGUUCCGUAUCAGAACUGGGUGAUGGUGACACAUUGGUCUGCAUCAUCCGGCGGGGGCAUGCUAUGACUGAAAAGUACAGCCUGAAAAAUAAAGCUGAAUAUCACGUGUUAUGUGAGACCUAUGACAAGUCCUUCAAGAGGCUUGAAGAGUCCUUUGAAGCUCAUAAAAGUCUGGAAGAUGAAGAGAUACUAAAGAUCCAGCAGCUACUCCUUUCAGCAAGGAAUGAAGUGGAUUGUCUCAGACAGCAAACUGUAUUGGACAAUGAGCAGUGGCAGCAAAAACUGCACCGCGUGAUCCUGGAGGGGGUUUCUAAACUGCCGGCUGAGCAGAAUGAUACUGACCUCUUGUCUUGGGCCCUGGAAAAACCAGGGCUGCAGUCUCAAGACCUGAAUUCAGGUUCUCAGGAACUGCUUUGUGUUGGCACCAAUCAUCAACUGCAAACACCGGCUGAAGAAACAAAUAAUCCCUUGUAUCAACUGGAAACCUAUGAUUUGACCAGUAAAAGUGAGACAUUUGAAGCGCUGCAUGGUAUAACCAAGGAAAGAAAGUAUGAAACAACCAACUCAGAAUGCAAGAAUCUUGACUGUGGAAUAGUCGUAGAUGUCAGUGCUACAGAAGGAUGUUUUGAGGCCUCGUUUGCAAAAUCCAAAACAGUGUCAGAUAAAUCUACAAGCCCUUCACAGAGUCCUGCUGUGCUACUUCCUAGUUGUAACCACACAAAUACAGUUCCUUCAAACAUCCUUGAAAAUCACGAGACCUGUGAAAUGUCUCUACUACCAAUAAAUGAGACUUGUACUCUGAAGUCUAAGCUGUCCCAUGGUGUGGUUGAAAGCAACAAGGCCUUUGAUGCUCUGGUAAUGGAAGUCCAGUAUUUAACCUCAAGGAUGGAUGCACAAGAUAAAGAUCUGGCUGUGAGGAAGGCUGCUUGUGAAGAGCUGGAAAAAACAGUUAUAGAGCUUCAAAAGGAAAAACAAGAUUUAAACGAGACCCUUAAAUCUGUUACUUUUGAUAAUGAACAGUUAUCUUACAAUUUUUUGAGUUUAGAAAUAGAACUAAACAAGGUAAAAGCUGAUCUGGAAACGCACAAGGUUAGGCUGUCUGAUGCAAGAGAGACUCUAGAGGACUUAGAAAUGACCAAAUCAGACUGGAAUGAGAAGCUUCUUGAAGCUGAAAAUGACCUGAGGAGAAUAAAAGCAGAGAGGGAGAAUAUUGAGAGUCAUGCUCUAUCUAUGGAAGCAGAUAUGGAAGAGCUUCAGUCAAAGAAAGAGCAGUUAGAAACAGAAAAUGAAAAUAAACUGAAAAUCAUUUUUGGCCUUCAGGAACAGCUUCAUAUAAUCUCAGUUGAAAGAAACCAAUUUAGUCAAGAUCUGAGUGCUUUGUCAAAGGAUAAAGAGAAAUUGAACGACGUGUGCCAAAAGUUGCAGGAGAGAGUAAAAGAUCUUGAGUCAAGUCAAAUUGAUUCUACUGAAUUCAUCAGAGUAUUGGAAAGUGAAGCAAACACCCAGACAAAAUUGCUUCAGACUGCAAAAGAUGAUAUUACUCAGUUGUCAACGGAAAAGGAUUGCCUGAUGUUACAGAUACAGAAUUUGGAAGAGGUUGCAAGCAAUCUUGUGUUAGAAAAAGAGAAUGCACAAAGCCAGAUAGAGCACUUGAGUGAAGAAAAAGAAGCAAUCCUUAGGAAAUAUGAAACUUUACAAACCCAGUUAAAUGACUCUCAAACAGAAAUCUCUAAAAUCUCCAAGUCUUUGGAAGGUUCACUCAUAGAAAAAGGCGAACUCGCAGCUAGACUAAAUUCUGCACAGGAAGAAGUGACUCAGCUGCGACAGGGCAUUGAGAAGCUAAAAAUCAACAUAGAAUCUGAUGAAAAGAAAAAAUCUCGCCUUGUUGAAAAACUGAGAGAGAAUACAAGGAAAGUCGACUCUCUUGUAGACAAAAUUGAAACUCUUGAACGAGAAUUGCAGCUGUCAGAAGAGAAUUUGGAGGAUGCAAUUGUUCAGGCAGAGGCAGCCAAGGAAGAGAAGGAAAUAGCAAACACAGAGUUGGAAAAGAUGCAUGCAAAUCUGGGGGAGCUAAAAGCUGAAAUUAAUGCCUUAAAGUCUGAGAAAGAAUGGCUAACGAGAAAGCUGGAAGAAGAGCAACAAAGGGCAUCUAAUUUAGAACGUGCUAACUCUCUGUUUGUAAAACAAUUGGAAGAAAAAGAAGUACAAAUUGAAAGUGAAUAUGAAAAUGUACAGCUAGCAACACAGUCUGAGCUCAAGCAGGACAGAAAAAAAAUUAAAGUUUCUCUGAGCAAGGAAAAAAUUGAAGCUACUUCCAUCAAACGUGAGAACACAGAGCUGGCUGAUCACCUGCAGCAAACAAAAUACCAACUUUCUGAAACAGAAAAAUUGAUGAGAGCCCUUAUUCAAGAACUCCGAGACAUCAAACUACAAUUGGAGGAAAACUUUCUUGAGCAGUUGCCUAGAAAUGAAGCAUUGCAAGUUCCCCCUGAAGAUCUUGAGGAGGAAUUGGGAGGCACAGCCUUUGAAAAAGAGACAGACUGUCACAGGCUCUUGGAGCAUCUAAAAAAUGGGAAAAAAGCGCUCUAUCCUAAAUUUCAGCAUUGGAUAACAGGCUUUCGAAUGUUAAAACAGGAAAGAGAACAAAUGGUAAAGCAAAUUCAUGAACUUGAGAUUCAGCUGAACAGACCAGGUCCAAGUUCUUAUAAGGUUGCCGCCUCAGAGGAAAUAAUGCUUGAGCUAGAAGAACUGAGGAGAUCCGUUGAAGAAAAAAACAGAGAGGCAGAUGAGAAUUUGGAGAAGUAUUGUGCUCUGAUCAUUAAUCAUCAUAAGUUAGAAGAAGAAAAUGAGAUACUAAAGACACAAAUUGACCUCCUUAACAUUCAGGUCACGCAGUCGUCAUCUGGUGUUGCUGCCAGUUGUCUUUGGCAAAGUCCUGGAAGUCCAAAAAAUCCUGGUGGUAGACUGCUUGUAGAAAAGACAAUAUUUGAAAAUGUUGCUAAGGUACAAAGAGUUCUUGAAAACAGAUGCAGAGGCAAAGAGACAAGGUCACCUUUGAGAGAAUCUAUUUCUGGCAAUAUUAAAAAGAGAGCCACAUUUCUACAGCAGAGCACUACAUGGGCCCAAGACACCACUAAGUGUGAGUCAGAUGACUUCCCAGAUAUGAACAAAGGAUUUGUCGAUGAUACUCUAGGAAACAGCAGCCUUCACAGUUCCAGUAGAACAGAUUUAAGUCCAAGGAUGAGUCUUUAUCUGCUUAGUCCAAAACUGGGACUACAACCCUCUUUUGAUCCCACACAGAUCCUUGAGGAGGAUUAUUUUCCAGAGAAUAUAAAAGCAACAGCAGAGGGCAGCAAACUACAAAAGGUAGACAGUGCUCAGCUGCAAGAAAUACAAACUACUGGGUCGCCAACUGGCUUUACUUCCAGGUCUUCCCUUUCUGCCUGUAAUCAAUAUAUCCAACCAGUUGCUGACAGAUCUGUUGACAGUUCUGAUAAAAUCAAAACCAGCCUUUCUAAGGAUACAGUAGAAAAUGAGUUGAAUGAAGGCUGUCAUGUACAGUAGAUACUGUAGGAGGAUACUCUAGGAUACCCAAGAGGGCUUCAUGCAUGCACAAAAGACUGUUUCACACCUUGUGGAGUGUGCUCAUCACAUCAGGCACACCCAAGGAGAAGACUGUAUCUCUGUGGUGCCCUUGACAGUAAAAGAACAAAAUGUGUUGCUCGCAAUUUUUUUUGGCUGUUUUGGCUUAUGAUCAGUACUGCCAUGUACAUGCAGAAGCCUCCUAUGCCCCUGUGCUUUUUCCCAGACUUAAACAGUCCAGAAUAGAAGUCUUGGGCCUGUUGGCGAAAACUCACAAGCAUCUAAAAGAACACAUGAGCUUUUAUCAUAAAGCAGCCUCUUGGGACUGUUUCAGAGUCAAAAAAUGAUGUAGGAAGGGUCUGAAACCCCUUCUUUAUAUGACCACAGUCCUGAUUCAAGUCAGCUACUACAUGUGUAUGACACUGGGUAUCUAAUGCAUAAAUAGGCAUGUAGGUUCCCUUCUCCAGAACUGGGGGAGAAAUUGUGAGUCAGAAUGAUGUAGUGAUUAGGUGCAGUGGACAUUUUUCUGGAGAUUCCCCACUCUUCCACGUGAGCUGAGGAUUCUAAUCUGUUGAACCAUGUUUGUUUCCCCACUCCUAUACAUGGAGCUGCUGGGUGACCUUGGGCUAGUCACAGUUCUUUUGGAACUCUCUCAGCCCCACCUACCUCACAGGGUGUCUGUUGUGGGGAGAGGAAGGGAAGGAGUUUUGAGACGCCUUGCAGUUGAGAAAAGUGGGCCAUACAUUUAUACCUUCCUUUUCCUCCAAGAUUACUGGGAGAAAAGCACGAUCAGCCUUAAUUAACUGAGUGUUCUUCAAAAGAACUGUUGCCUUAUCUAGUAUUUUCUAGUAGCUUUAGUCAGGAGAUGAUAUUUACAUUUUUUUUCAUGAUUCAUGUUUGGAUGCUGACGAAUAGAAUUCUGAAAUAGUUAUCUUAGGGAGGGUCCGUGCACACCCCCCAAAUGAUAAAAUUAUUGCAUGCAAUAAGUCUGUACGGCAUAUUUUCAGACAAGAACAUUUUCAAAGUGGGGAAGCAUCAUCUCAAGGGUAUUCAAGCUGAAGUCAAGGUCACGAAGAACCUCAGGAAUGCAGGUACUUCAGAAAAAUUAUCUUUUCUGGACUCUGCUUCAUUUAAUAAGAAGCUGUAACAAGCAGGACUUGGCUCUUGCUGUUUCAAAAUCAGUUCUGGGAGGCAUUAAAGAGGAUGAAAAUGAGGAUCCAGAGAACUGAAAAUAAUUUUGCACUCCCAGGAGCAAGUUCAGGCUGUUUAAAACACACACAUGCAUACUCCACACAUACCCGUCUUCCCAGUUAUACAUGCAAACCACUUGGAACAGAGAAGUCUAAAAGUAGUUUAAAGUAAUGAAAUGAUGAGAAUGUUUGACUUUAAAUAUCAGAAAGGGUUGAAUCUCAUCUUGUUUUCAUGCACAGAAUCACAACUUUCCUGCCUUAGUUCUCCCGAAACAGCCUGAAAUGCUCCCUGAAAUAUUGGGGAAAGGGUAUCCCCCCAGGAGCAUCACGAGAGGAGAAUAGGAGGAAGAACUGCCUCACCUUGUGAGCACGCAGAUCUUUUUGACAAGAUUCAACGCAAAUCACUCAAAUUGGUUUUCACCUCAUAUAAGAGGAGGUGCCCAUUGGAAGUUACAUUUUAUGAUGCUAAGCCAAAAAAGGAACAUACUAUGUAAGAUAUUGUGUACAUAAUCCUGCUUGUAACACAGAUAUUGAACUUUUGGAUUGUGUUACAAAUAAAACUGACUUAAAACUGUAAACCUUUAAUUUUCUUUCACCAAAACAUACUCAUGCUCCUAUUGUGAUGUGUAUCUGAUGCAUUUUUUAAAGAAAACUUGUAGUGAAUUCUGAGUCUGCAUAUUCAAUGGAACAAUUUGCCUUUGAAACAAGGUAAUAAUAUAAACAACAAAAGGGAGAUAACUGUUGUUCCUCAGUACCACUGUAACGAAGAAACAAUAUUCUGUUGGUUUUUCAAGGAUUCAAAAUAUGUAUACUUUAAUAAAAAUGGGUACUAUUCAUGGCAGUUAGAUUUAUGUGGUGAGUAAAUUGUAUAAUCAGAUCAGUUCAUUUCAGUGAGGCCAAAUGGGAAGAAUGCACAAAAAACCGUUUCCCUUUAGUCCAACCAGGAUGUUCACAUAUACUGUAAGCAUCCUUCUAUCACAUAGCAGAUUUCAGAUGUGCAUUUGCUUUACAGUGUUGCUCCAUUAGUGCUCCAUUAAAUUGGCUGGCUGUGCAACUUUACCCAGGUGCACUUUGAUAUUGGGUGUGUCUGGUUCACAAUUCAGACCUCUUCUAUUCAGAAAAAUUAGUCAUUCAUAUAGGAAAUGUAUAUGAUGUCAAAACAUAGCUCCACAGACCUCAGUGGCUCAGUUUUGAUAUAAUACUCUAUUGUGGUGUAUUUCAAAUAUGGCUAGGUGAUGAAAUAAGAAUUUGUACGACAUAUGUUCGAUCCAGUCUUGGAUUUUCUGGCCAAAUCUUACUUUUAUCCACUUCACUUUCUCUUCCAGUUUCCUUACAGAGUCCCGCUUAAUCUUCUGAUCUGCAUUAUAGCACAGGUGGGAGCAGGGAGCAAUGAACAUCCCAUGAAACAAUAGUUAAGACAAACUGGGGUUAAUAAGCCAAUUUGAAAAUUGUGGUUUCAAAUCUGAGUUUAAUAUAUCCUGAUGAAACAUAGUUGACUAAGCCUGCAUUUGGACCAUUGUACUAUCCAGGGAGGUGAAUCCAGUCUAAGUUAGCCGUUUCCACUGAAACCUUGCUCCUUGUCAUUCUUAAGGGUCAUCCAGGUGAAGCAUUUUAUAGAGAUCAAUGAAAGGAGGCAGAAAUAAAUUUCUAAUACACAAAUAAAAAAUCUUGAUCCAUCCUGUAGUUUAAUUAAAUUAUGGUAUCAUGUGACAUCUGAAUCAAACUGCUAUGUACUAGAAUAGAGCACUAGAAAAUAUGUUUAUAAUCUGCAACUGCAUGUCUGUUUCGGACAUUCAUGAUAUGCCUUAUGGCAAAGUGUAUUCCAGAAUCCAUGCUUCAUUUGAAAACACUUGUGUGGUAGAUUUAUAGUUGUUUUUUCAUUGACACGAAGCGAUUAACUUUAUAACAUUAUAAAGUUUAAAUUGUGCCAGCCAUACUUUCAACUGAAGAAACUUGCAGAAUUCUGUCUGCUAGACUAAAGCAGCAGAGUUUGCGUUUGGAUAGAAAAAGAUUCCUUGCAAGUGUUGGAGAGAUGGCGUGCUUUGGGGGCUGACUAAAAGAUGCCUUUGCCUUUAUUAUUUACCUGAAGUAUUCAAUUCUAGUCCUCAUUCAAUCAAGUUCUCUCUUAGGCAAGCCAGGGAAAUGGUGUGGUUACUACUACUAUUGUGAUUUGGAGAUGUAGCUACAAAAAGUGGAUCACCUGAAAUUAUUUGUGAAUGGUUGUGAUAGAAGACUGGUGGGAGCCUGAGGGUUAUGGUUUGCUGCCUUAAAUACUUCAGCUUGAAGUGUGUGUAAAGUCCUGUCAAGUCACAGAGGUAGUUUGCCACUGCCUUCCUCUGCAUGGUGGAAUUCCUUGGUUGUCUACCACCUAAAUACCAGAGUUGACCAUGCUUAGCUUCUGAGAUCAGACAAGAUUAAGCUAGCCUGGGCAGACAGAGAUCAAAAAGAAAAUUUGGCAGGUAUUAAAGAAUAAUGUUUGUCCAGAAAAAAAAGUCUUACAAUCUUAGGAAUUCAAAACUUACUAUUAUCUUGGAGCUUGAUUGUUUUACCUAACCUAGUUUAAAAGUCUCCUAAAGAAUGAGGUCUAAUUGAGAACCCUCACUAUAAUUGGAUUGGGUUGUGGCCAAUAAGAAUGAGAGGUUUUUUAAUCUAGAGCCUUAAUUUUUCACCAUUAGUCACUACCACUGGAAGAAUUACCCAGAAGAGCUGAUACAUUUGAAAUAAAGCUCCCGAUUCACAGCAGAGCUGGUCUUCAGGGCUUUAUUCCAGGAAGAGGGAAGAAGAAUCCUAGAGAUUCUGCUGUAUGUUAGUCUGCUGUAUGGGGGUUUUGCUUUAUUUUCCUCUACAAAGUGUUUUAUGUUUAUUUUAGGGUUUUCUAUUUGUGAGGCUGAGUGAGGGUACUGAAGUAAAUUUACCAAGCGUGAUAGAACCCAGGCUGCGUGUGUAAUCCGUUAGCCAGAGUACCACCUGAAGUAUAAGGAACUGUACCAUUUUAAGAAACAACACCUUUAACAUUUAAGCUUACUGAACUUAUUUAAUCCUGUGCCUGAAAACAAAUACUGCAAACAAAUACUGCUGAUUCUCUGCUAAAGAUCCUUGUUGUAAAUAUAUAAUUAUUCUAUCUCAUCCAUUCCUUUCUCUAAGUUAUUUACCUCCCAUUCCUGACUUCUCUCUCUGUUAAUAAAGCUUUGAUUCUGUUUUAAGUUUUA